CGUUUAAAUAAGACAAACGUAACGAGAUAUAUUUUCGUCGUAUGAGCGUCCGAUGCUUUGCUUUCUGUAUGUACGUGAUGUAAACGUACACAUAGUUUAUGAUUGUGUUAUAACUGUUAUUUGUAUGUAUAAACAGCAUGAGUGCUAAUUAUCUAAACAUCUGUUAAUUUUCAGGUUAUCAAGUCUGAUAACGCUUUAUAUCGUUCAAUUAUGAUAUAUUGGCUACCAAAGAAACGUUUCAUGAGAAGUUUGGUCGAAGAAAGGACUUGUGACAAGAAAAUACUGUAAAGAAACAGUAACCACUAACAGUCACGAUGUCGAUGUACCUACUAUUAGCAGCAAUAAUACCAAUCAUCAUCCUUGAGAUUUGGUACAUGGGAAUAUGCUUAACUUGGACCAUGAGGACCUCUGUGCUGAUAUAUCUUAUUAUAUUCGGGCUUCUACCAGUAAUUUUUCAUUACUCUUAUACUCUUCAAAAAAAGAUACUUUUUUUAAAUUUUGUACAUUGGCCACUUAAAGUAGAGUUUUCCAAUCCAAAAUUGGUUGGGCUGGAAGGCGCUAGAAAUUUUUAUUUACAUACCGAUCAGCAAGUAAAAAUAGGUGCAUGGCAGAUAUUACCACGGUCUUUAUUAAAUAAUUCCAUUCCUGCGACAGAUGAAGCUUAUGAAGCAGUUCUAAGUAAUGCUAAGCUACCUGUAUUUCUGUACAUGCACGGAAACAGUGGUAAUAGAGCAAGUUCGCAUAGACUCGAGCUUUAUAAGCUUUUCCAAGAUCUAGAUUAUCAUGUUAUAUGUUUUGAUUACAGAAACUAUGGCGAUAGUGAUAUAGUAGAGCUCUCCGAAGAAGGUGUAGUUAUGGAUAGUAAAUAUGUUCUUGAGUGGGUGAUGAAAAAAGUUAAUGGUUCAGUUCCAGUUUUUGUUUGGGGCCACUCUCUAGGAACUGGAGUUUCGACGCAUGUAUUAGCCCUGCUAGCAGCCGAAAAUAUACAACCAACAGGAUUAUUUCUGGAAGCACCAUUCAAUAACAUACAAGAUGAAUUAACAGAGCAUCCAUUUGCACAGAUAUUCAAACACUUGCCAUGGUUCCAUUGGAUGGCUGUUGAACCAUUUUAUAAGAAUAAUUUGCGAUUUGAGUCUGAUAAACAUAUUAUUAAGAUUGAUUGUCCUAUUAUGAUAUUACAUGCUGAAGAUGAUGGUGUAAUUCCAGUUUUCUUAGCAGAAAAGCUUUAUCAAGCAGCAUUAGAUAGUUUUGGAAAUAAUACAAAUCAUAUCCAAAUGAUAAAAAUAGAUUCAUCCUAUGGACUUGGACAUAAAUAUAUCUGUAGAUACAAAGAAUUACCUGAUAUAAUUAAGACAUUUGUCGUCAAAGCACUCGGAAAUCUGACUGAAUAAUUGUAUUUAGAUUAGAAAAUUAAACUGUAAAUUAUUUCGUA
Messenger RNA from Trachymyrmex septentrionalis, 1432 nucleotides. RefSeq names its product monoacylglycerol lipase ABHD12. Gene Ontology annotation, molecular function: monoacylglycerol lipase activity; phosphatidylcholine lysophospholipase A1 activity. Gene Ontology annotation, cellular component: endoplasmic reticulum membrane. Bases 315 to 1391 code for a protein of 358 amino acids. The record is from RefSeq and is a predicted model, not a curated record. The transcript is spliced from 10 exons. NCBI's taxonomy places the organism in Eukaryota, Metazoa, Arthropoda, Insecta, Hymenoptera, Formicidae. Gene Ontology annotation, biological process: monoacylglycerol catabolic process; phosphatidylserine catabolic process.